Messenger RNA from Harpia harpyja (harpy eagle), 1313 nucleotides. RefSeq names its product XIAP associated factor 1 (gene XAF1). Bases 197 to 1192 code for a protein of 331 amino acids. NCBI's taxonomy places the organism in Eukaryota, Metazoa, Chordata, Aves, Accipitriformes, Accipitridae. The transcript is spliced from 8 exons. The record is from RefSeq and is a predicted model, not a curated record. Gene Ontology annotation, biological process: apoptotic process.
CUAGCGAACUAACCUGUAGGUGGAACUCGCACUAAAAACUAAUACUUGCCUGGCAAUGCUGCUGUUUCUCCUUUAAAGAAUUUUUGGCUAAGCAGCUGUUUGGGGUGGAGUUAUUACAACAGAGGCUUUCAGUUUCAUUUUUUUUUCCUCUCUGCUCUUAGAAGAAAGGAUAUCCAGCAGAAUAAAAAGAAAAAUAAUGACAGAAGAGAGCAGGUUCUGCAAAAAUUGUAAACGAGAUGUGUCGGCUGCCAAUUUCUCUCUCCAUGAGGCCCACUGCUUGCGGUUUCUCAUUCUCUGUCCAGAAUGUGAUGAACCAGUUGCCCAAAAGGAUAUGAAAGACCAUCAAACAGAAGCACACAAGCAGGUCAGAUGUAAUCUUUGUCACCAAAGCAUGCAGCAGUACCAGUUGGAGCAUCAUGAAACCAAGGAAUGCCACAAACGAGCAAUGAAAUGCAAGAUCUGUGAGCUUGAAAUGCCCUUCAACAAGCUGCAGGAACACUUGAAUACCUGUGCCAGCCGAACAGAGUGGUGUUGGGAGUGUAACAAAUAUAUCAUGUACAGAGACCAGGAUGAACACAAAGAUAUUUGUCAGAACGGUGGUCUGUUCUAUCAUAAGGAUGUGAAAAUUCAAACCAGUGAAGCAUCCACUAAUGCACCAUUUAUUUCUCCCACUGGUACUGGUGGCAAUCUUUGUCGGAAGUGCAAUAAGUCAUUCCCAGAUGACCAGUACUCCCAACAUCUGAAUAAAUGCAGUGCAGCCCAUGAGAUGACAAAAGAUCUUGCUGGCCAGUCAACUUCAAAACUCAGCAGUGAUCCACAACAGUUGUCUUCUUCCCUGGCUCCCUCUUCCUGCUCCAAGAAUGCAAUGGCAUGGAAAGAUGUCCGUCCCAAAGGGAAAGAAAGGGGCCAGCCAUUGACUUCCAAAACCUUGCUUAAACCCCCAAAGAACAAAAAGAUUGGCUUUCCCUCUCCCACAAGAGGUGGACUUUCCACAUCACCUCAAGCUCUUAAAGACACCCAGUCUUUUGAUGUGAUGGUGACCUGUGCCCAUUGCAACAUUCUUCUGCCGCUUCCAACCCUUCAGAAACAUGAGAUCAAAUGUCUACGUUUUACAUCUUUGAAAAAUGCUAGGAUGAAACAAAAAUCAAGCCAUGGAGAAAAAGAAGACGCUUUCUACAGCAUUCAUGAUUAAAUCUGGAAAUAGAGGCACAUCUUCACAUUGAAGCUUCAGCUCAGCUUUAGCAAAAGGCACUGAAAGUGCAAUAGCUUUAUUAACAAAUAAAAGUGACUUGCUACUCUGGAUCAAGAACAAA